ACCGAGCAGCUUGCGCUGACAGCUCGCACUGACGCUUGCCGAAACGACAUGCUCGACAGCGAUAGCAUGACCUGCUCGCGGCCUGAUAAUAAAUAAUCCUGACAUCAGUGGCAAAGACAUGAAGAACUCAAAGGGGCCCUUGUCUCUGGCCGGGCCCCUCGCUACCAACACGAUGAAGGGCAAGUUUGGUGGCGGUAUGCCAAUUGCAAUCCCAAAAAUGAAAGCACCGGGCAAGGCGGCUGGAGAUUCACAAGCGAAAGCAACCGGGUUCGAUGACGACUUCCCGUUGCCAAAGCCGACGCCCUCGCCAGCGCCUCGUCCGCAUAACAAGGAGAACAGCUCACCGUUGCCAGUAUCAUUGCAAGUAGCUGCGCUAGCGACGAAGCGGCCUGAUGUCAAGGAGCCUGCGGUCAAGCCGCCGGCAGCAAAGCCCCGGGCAGCAGCUGUCGCCGCCGCGCCCAGAAUCCCACCCGUGCCACCUGCUCCAGCGUUGGAUCCUCCAGCAGCUGCGGCGAAGGAUCUACAGGAGGAGGAGCCAGCGCAGAAGACAGAGACCGCGCCCGCACGUAAGCCAGCCGCAGCGCCGAAGCCCGCACGGGAGGCACAGCCCCCCGCCGGCCGCGCUGCCGGCCGUAAGCGGGCUGCGGGUGCCCUGGAGGAGGAGGCUGAGGCCACAGCAGCCAAGGGGCAGCAGGAGCAGUUACCGGAACAACAGCCGGAGCAGCGACGCAGCGCCCGGACCGAACGGCGGGAAGCGCCAGCCACUGCUCCUGCCGCCGAGGGUGCAAAGGAAGACGGCGGCGAAGAUGAGGACGCCGGGCAGGCAGCGGCACCGGCCGCUCGUGGCGCCAAGGCGGCGCCAAAGCAGCAGCAGCCGGAGCCGCGGCCAGCCGAGCCCGGCCGCCGCCGGCCUCCUGCGCCACCAGCCCCCGCUGCAGUCGGCGGUGGCGGCGCUGCCGCCGCCCGUGCCGCCUCCCGCCCCGCCUCACGCGCCGCGUCGCGCCCCGCCUCCCGCCCGGCCUCGCGGCCUGGUUCCCGCCCUGGGUCGCGGCGCAACAGCCAAGAGCCCAUGAACGGCGAGGAGACGUGGGAGUUCAACCGGCGCUUGGCUGUGCUGGCUGAGAGCCUGGUUGACCCGGCGGACCUCAAGCCGCGGAACAAGCGGUUCAAGAGCCCCACGCUGCAGGAGAAGCUGCACCAGCAGUGGGGCGGGACGUACGGAGACCGGCUGGAGCGGGAGCACGGCGGCGGCAGUGGCGUUGGAGAUGACGACGCGCCACUGCCCGACUACCAGCCACCCGUGUUCAAGGAGGAGCUCAGCGAUUCGGAGAUGGAGGAUGCGCCAGUGCCGGUGGUGCGCGGCGCAGUAGCGGCAACAGUGCAUGCAGCGCCCAUGCCUGCUACAGCCAAUGCUGCACGCGCCACGGCUGGCGAGGCGGAUGCCGGGUCGCCGGAGGUCGCCGCGGUGGAGGCCGAGGCGCCUAGGACUACUCGGCGGCGCGCGGCGGCCGGGUCCGGGAAGGGAGCGGCUGCAGCUGCAGGCGCGAAGGCGCAGGCCGGCGCAGCGGGCAGCGGCGGCAGGAGGGGCGCGGCAGCAGGGCGGCGGCGCGGCGCGGCAAGCCCUGCUACCGAGGAGGAGGCGAAGGGCCGGGAGGCCGUGGAGGACGCAGCAAUCGAGGUCGCUGCUGGUGCAGGCGAGGCGAACGAGGCGGCGGCAGCGGAGGCAGCGAGCCCCUCCGAAUCAGGAGAGCAUGCCGCAGCGGAAGAGGCUGCCGUCGAGGAGCAAGAGCCCCAGGGCCCCAAGGUGGCGGCAGCAGGGCGCAGGGGCGGGCGAGGCGGCGGCGGCGGCAACAGCGGCCGCGCAAAGGCGGCGGCAGCGGAGCCAAGUGAGCGGGCGGCCGGCGCUGCGGCUGGAGGCCCCAAGCCCCGGGCACCCCCAAGGCGCCGAGGCCGCGGCGCCAGCGCGGACCCCGACGAAGCCGCAGACGUCGCGGCCGCUUGCGUCGGCGUGGGCACAGCCGGCGACGGCGAUGCUGACGACGAUGAAGCGGUAGAGGCUGCGGAGGCCGCCGACGAGCCGGCAGCCCUGCCCGCGGCGGCCGCGCCCGCACCCACCACGGGCGUGCGCACUCGGCGGAGCCACCUGCCCCCCUCCGUGAGCUUUGGGGUGGCUGCCGCCGGCGGCCGCAAUGCGCUCUUAGCCCUUGCGUCUCCAGACGCCACGGCCGCGGCCGCUGGCGCGGCCGACGGCGACCCCGCCGGGCCCGCAACGGCGACGGCAGCUGCAGUCGGCAAGCGGUCUCGUGAGGCUGCUGCUGGCGCCGCUCCCGCUGCUGCCGCGGCGGGGGCGGCGGGUGGCGGCUGUGCUGCGGGGGCGUCUGAACGCGCAGCCAAGAUGCUGAAGACGGAGAACGAGCAGCUCAAGCAGCGGCUGGCCGAGAUGGAGGCGCGAGACAAAGAGCGCAUGGAGGAGAUGCGCGCACUGCGGGCGGCGGCAGAUAAGGUCGAAAAGAAGCACACGGCAGCGGCGCGCGAGUUGCGUGAUGCGCUAGAGGCGGCGCGGAGUGAGGUGGAGAAAGCCAGGGCCGACAACGUCAAAACGUCGGCAAUGCUGACGGACAGGGACAGGGCGAACAAGGAGUACAAGGCCGAGGUCACCAGGCUCAAGGAGGAGUUGAAGGAGGCCAAGGGGCGCGCCGCGCAGGCACAGAGGCAGGGGGAGGAGGUGGCCAGGACCUGGCUGCAGGGCGUGGCGGCGCAGCAGGUGGCGGCGGAGGCGGCGAUGCGCGGGCUGGGCCUCGCGCUGGGUGGCAAGCCGUAGCACGGCGGUGUGCGGUCGCAUGGUGUAUGGCUGCUGGUGCUGGGUGCGGCUGGGUGCAGCGGUGGCUGUGCUGAAAAGGGAAAACAUACGCUGUGGCUGUGUGUCCGGAUCUUGGGUUGCCGUGCUGAAUGGGGCGCAAGUAAGGGGGCGGUCUGAUGAAGGUGGGGACACGCCAUCCGCAGUGGUGCAGUGUAGAGGUGUGACACCGGCGCGCAAUGCCAUCACGGCGCAGUGGUUGUGGCGCGGGCAAGGUAUGAAAGGAGCUCAGGGAUGCUAGGGUGUACGCGAGUGUAUGCCUGCACGUGUCUCCGCACGUGUCUCCGCAGCACUGGGCGAUGAGGUGGCACGCUAGGCCGCGCAGGCACGGGCUGGCAUACCGCCGAACGGUUUAAUACACCCGCGGGCUGGGGCUCUGACACACCUUGCAGGAGGACCAAUCUGGGUCAGGUGAGGAAUGGGAUAAGGAAAGCCGUGUA
Messenger RNA from Chlamydomonas reinhardtii, 3297 nucleotides. RefSeq lists its product as uncharacterized. The transcript has 6 exons. NCBI's taxonomy places the organism in Eukaryota, Viridiplantae, Chlorophyta, Chlorophyceae, Chlamydomonadales, Chlamydomonadaceae. Bases 218 to 2821 code for a protein of 867 amino acids. The record is from RefSeq and is a predicted model, not a curated record.